This is a messenger RNA of Arabidopsis lyrata subsp. lyrata, 1870 nucleotides long. Its product is annotated as protein ZINC INDUCED FACILITATOR-LIKE 1. The record is from RefSeq and is a predicted model, not a curated record. The transcript has 17 exons. NCBI's taxonomy places the organism in Eukaryota, Viridiplantae, Streptophyta, Magnoliopsida, Brassicales, Brassicaceae. Gene Ontology annotation, biological process: transmembrane transport; regulation of stomatal closure. Gene Ontology annotation, cellular component: plant-type vacuole membrane; plasma membrane. The coding region runs from base 164 to 1603 and encodes 479 amino acids. Gene Ontology annotation, molecular function: solute:potassium antiporter activity.
CUGUUAAAUAAUUGUUUUUUUUUUUCCCGUCUUUUGUCGAAGAGAGUACGUGAAAAUCUUACUACCAUUAAAACCACAUCGCAUCUUCUUCGCCCUCAUUAAAACCACAUCCCCCCCAAAAUUUUGGUUAGGAUUUGAUUCGAUUAGAGGUGUGUGAAAGAAAAUGGCGGAAGAGUAUACGGAGUGUUUGCUAGAGAAUAAGUUCCAUGAGGAUUGUCCUGGCUGCAAAGUUGAUCAGAUGAAGAGGCUUCGUCGGGGAUUCCCCUUAUGGGAGCUUUUUACGGUUUGGAUCAUCGUUCUUUGCACUGCUCUGCCCAUUUCUUCUCUUUUCCCAUUCCUUUACUUUAUGAUUGAUGAUUUUAACAUUGCAAAGAAGGAAGAGGACAUUGGUUUCUAUGCUGGAUUUGUCGGUUGCUCUUUCAUGCUCGGACGAGCGUUUACAUCUGUGAUCUGGGGACUUGUGGCUGAUCGCUAUGGUAGAAAACCCGUAAUCCUCAUUGGAACAGCUUCAGUGGUCGUUUUCAAUACUCUGUUUGGCCUAAGUUUAAAUUUCUGGAUGGCCAUCAUCACAAGAUUUUGCCUCGGUAGUUUCAACGGUUUACUUGGCCCUAUCAAGGCUUACGCAAUGGAAAUAUUCCGUGAUGAGUAUCAAGGUUUAGCACUCUCAGCAGUUAGUACAGCAUGGGGAAUUGGACUCAUCAUUGGCCCUGCUAUUGGAGGUUUUCUUGCUCAGCCUGCAACGCAAUAUCCAAGUUUAUUCUCACAGGACUCGAUUUUUGGCAAAUUUCCCUUCUUCUUGCCGUGCUUUGCAAUAUCCGUUUUUGCAUUCUUGGUGACUAUCAUAUCAUUAUGGAUUCCGGAAACAUUGCACAAUCACAAGUAUGUUGAUGAUGAUGACUCUUUUGAUGCUCUCAAAUAUCUGUCUCAUGACCCUGAAUCUAACAAAGUGGUAGAGAGAAAUGAAAAAAGUUCUCUCUUGAACAACUGGCCGCUAAUUUCAUCUAUUAUCGUCUAUUGCGUCUUUUCACUACAUGAUAUGGCUUACACAGAGAUCUUUUCAUUGUGGGCAAACAGCCCGAGGAAAUAUGGAGGUUUGGGAUACUCCACUGCAGAUGUUGGUUCUGUUCUUGCAAUUUCAGGCUUUGGUCUCCUUAUCUUUCAGCUUUCGCUCUAUUCUUACGCGGAGAGGCUUUUAGGACCCAUCAUAGUUACACGUAUAUCUGGGAUCCUGGCAAUGGUCAUCUUAUCAUGUUACCCCCUAAUAGCAAAGUUAUCUGGUUUAGCCCUUACCCUGGCGGUAAAUUCUGCAUCGGUAGCAAAGAACGUUUUAAGUACUUCUGCUAUAACUGGAUUAUUCAUCCUUCAAAACAAUGCUGUGAGACAAGACCAAAGAGGAGCAGCUAAUGGGAUUGCCAUGACAGCGAUGUCUCUUUUUAAAGCAAUAGGCCCAGCAGCAGCAGGAAUCAUUUUUUCUUGGAGCGAGAAACGUCAAGAUGCUGCUUUCUUCCCUGGCACCCAAAUGGUAUUCUUUAUCCUGAAUGUGGUCUUGGCACUUGGAGUUCUAAUGACAUUCAAACCGUUUCUAGCUGAAACACAACAGUAGAAAAUGUUGAAGAUUUUGAUGGUAUUCAAAUUACAUCAUCGGAUUAUUGUAUUUUAUUAUAGAUAGAAUUUGUCUGAUGCAAAGUUAGAUUAGAAAUGUGUUUAAAAUGUGUCCAGGGGAAAAAAAACACUUGUUGUCAUCAUCCUCAUUCCUCUAUAUGUUAUUUGAACAUUUUUGAACAAGUUGUUCACAAAAUUCUUUGUGUAAUGUGUCAGAAGUCAGAACCAUUGUAUUGUAAGAAGGAUUUAAUAAUGUUUUUGUACAUGA